CGCAUCGAUAAAUUAUUACGUGCCAUUCAACUCGAUAAAAUAGUCUAAAAAUACCGCUCACCACUAUUUUUAAACGUAUUGUUCGGGUUUGUUUAUCAAUAUUGUAGUAAUAGGCGAUGAUGCAAUAAUUUGUGAUUGAUUGAUCAUGUUUGCUUGUGUGCUGUGUAAACAGUGAGUUUGAUGUCGCUUGUUGGUGAAUCCUGUCGUCUGGCGGUCCUCUGCCUGGUGCUGUCGUGGUGCGCGCUGACGGCCGUCUCCGCGCCGGCGCCGCUUUGCGCGGGCGCAGUGGAGGAUGAUCCGCGCGCCGCUAGGUUCUGUCAGGCGCUCAACACCUUCCUUGAGUUGUACGCUGAGGCUGCUGGCGAACAGGUGCCGGAGUACCAGGCUCUAGUACGCGACUACCCACAACUCCUGGACACCGGAAUGAAGCGGCAAGAUGUUGUCCACUCCUUCCUUCGCUUCGGUCGUCGGCGCUGACGCGUCCCCUCCCCGCGCCCUCGCGUCACCAACAAAAUGCAACCGAAACGACGCGCCUAAACUAUUACGCGCACCAGUAGUAGGCCCCCUGUGACUACGCUUCGUUCCAUGUUUUUCUUUGUCCAAAACAUACUUUAAAGUUCCUUUUAGUUUAUAAGGGUAUCCGUACACUGCGAUUAAUGUUAUUGUAUUCUAAACCUCUCUCUCUCCCAAAUUUUAAAAUUAGGUAUGAAAUUGUACUUAUUGCUAAAAGUAUUAUAGAUUGUAAGAUAUAAAUAACAUUGUUGUCAACGUUUUGUGGCAUUGAUUUUUUUUAUAGUUGUAAGAAUAUUGUAAUGUUUUAAAUAAAUACAUAUUUAUGACAAGC
Messenger RNA from Plodia interpunctella (Indianmeal moth), 844 nucleotides. RefSeq names its product myosuppressin-like (gene MS). The record is from RefSeq and is a predicted model, not a curated record. The transcript has 3 exons. Lineage: Eukaryota; Metazoa; Arthropoda; Insecta; Lepidoptera; Pyralidae. Bases 181 to 477 code for a protein of 98 amino acids.